This is a messenger RNA of Thalassophryne amazonica, 1328 nucleotides long. RefSeq names its product eukaryotic translation initiation factor 4E family member 1c (gene eif4e1c). NCBI's taxonomy places the organism in Eukaryota, Metazoa, Chordata, Actinopteri, Batrachoidiformes, Batrachoididae. Gene Ontology annotation, biological process: translational initiation. Bases 117 to 848 code for a protein of 243 amino acids. Gene Ontology annotation, molecular function: RNA 7-methylguanosine cap binding; translation initiation factor activity. The transcript has 6 exons. The record is from RefSeq and is a predicted model, not a curated record. Gene Ontology annotation, cellular component: eukaryotic translation initiation factor 4F complex; cytoplasm.
UGACUGACUCUGUGUUUGAUACGUCGCCAGCUUUUUGGACUCGGAGGAUGCCGUAGCUGAGCGGUCGGGAAUGUGACGCAGCGGCGUUGAACGGGCAGAACAUUUUUACUGUCAAGAUGGCGACAUCGGAGCCGAAAGUAGCUGAUACUGAAGAUCAACAAUCUGAGAGCCCUGCUGUUGUGAAUCCGGAGCAGUACAUCAAACAUCCCUUGCAAAACAGAUGGGCCCUGUGGUAUUUCAAAAACGACAAGAGCAAAAGUUGGACAGAGAACUUGCGUCUCAUUUCCAAGUUUGACACAGUGGAAGACUUCUGGGCAUUAUACAACCACAUACAACAACCAAGCAAGCUGGGAUUUGGCUGUGAUUAUUCCUUAUUUAAGGAUGGGAUAAAGCCAAUGUGGGAAGAUGACAGGAACAAGCUGGGAGGGCGAUGGUUAAUGACCCUCACCAAACAACAGAGACACAACGACCUUGACCGCUAUUGGAUGGAGACAGUAAGUCUGCAACUCCACUACAGGUGCUUGAAUGCAACUCCUCUUCUGGACGUUUCAGAAUUGUGUGAUUCAUGUGGGGGGUUAUGGUGUCUAUUGCAGCUAUUGUGUUUAGUCGGUGAGUCAUUUGAUGAGGCGAGUGAUGAUGUCUGUGGAAGUGUGGUCAACGUCAGACCUAAAGGUGACAAAAUAUCCAUCUGGACGAGCAACUGCCAAAACAGGGAAGCCAUCAUGACGAUAGGUCAACUGUAUAAAGAGCGACUGAAGCUCCCCAUGAAAGCCAUGAUUGGCUACCAGUCACAUGACGACACAUCCAGCAAGAGCGGAUCCACCACCAAGAACAUGUACUCAGUUUGAAGAAAUUUCCCCAUUUCGAUUUGCUGUAGAUUUAAAUAAUUUACCAACACACAUCAUGACAUUAAUUUUUAUUUUUUUUUUUUGGGAGUUUAUCAACUACUGUAGUGGAGUUUUUCCUUUUUAAUGAGAAGAGUUGUUCAUACUGCGAACAGCUGGGGCUUCCCCACUAAAAUUAAUCACGUGUUGGCUGCAGUUGUUGUGUUAGCAGACGAGAAGUGUCUGGUUGAAGCUGUCAGAUGUGAACAAGAGAACAAUUAUAAUCUGCUUGUAGAUUUAAAGAGUUUUGUAAUUAACACCAGUAAUUGCCCCUAGUUUACCUGAAAGGAGCCCCCCCCCCCCCCCUUUGAAACCCAGGUUUGGAGUUGCAAGCAGACCCUUCCAAUCUAUAAGGCCCUGUGUGUAUUAUGCUGAAUUCUCACUCCUUGCAAAGUGUUUUGCCACCUCAGAGUUAAAGAUGUUAGACAAUGUAUCCUGCCAGAG